Macadamia integrifolia is the source of this 1609-nucleotide messenger RNA. Its product is annotated as bifunctional adenosine 5'-phosphosulfate phosphorylase/adenylylsulfatase HINT4-like. The record is from RefSeq and is a predicted model, not a curated record. The transcript has 6 exons. Bases 608 to 1126 code for a protein of 172 amino acids. Lineage: Eukaryota; Viridiplantae; Streptophyta; Magnoliopsida; Proteales; Proteaceae. Gene Ontology annotation, molecular function: catalytic activity.
AUUCUCCAAAAUAAGUCAAGUACCAUCUGGAUUUCUUAUUUGAUCGUGAAUCUGCGUACAAAGGAACAAGGGAGGGGUCUGUAGGAGUUCUCCAAAGCAGUAAGGUGACGAUUCAGAGGUGAUUCAGAGGUCGGACCUGGUGGCGAUGGAUUAGUCAACAGAGGCAAGGAUAUGGGGAGGAAUGCGGCGACGUGCUGGAGGUUGAGCAUCUCACCGCAGACCUUGUUGGGGUUAAAAUCAACGAACGGGAGUUCGACGAAGAGGUCUUGAGUGAGGAUGGUCUGGGCAAUGACCAUGCUGACAUUGCCGGUGCCGGAGAUCUGAGAAAGAGACGAAGACGGAAGAGGGAGGGUAUUUUUCUUUGGGUUAAUCCAAUCAUGUGUGUUUCUCACCUUCAGUUGAAUCCCUACAUCUUCAUUGUCCUCCUCCCUUAGAUCUAUAAAUGAUCACGUGUCAUCCAUCCAGCCCAUGCCACAGCAGCACACCCCCGAGCUGUAGAGGAGUCGAAUCCCAAACUUUCACCCUUGAUUGAUACGUUCAAUUUCUAGUGUAAGGGCCACGCUGCCUUUAAUGGAACCUCUUAAAAAAAUUAAGAAAUGAAGAAAUAAUGAAACGGGCUCCGCAAGUCGGGUUAACUCAAAUGCGAAGACUGCGGGCGAGGCGGGGAGGACAGUUGGACGGAAAAGUGGUUCGGGGUAGGAUGGCCGGAGCGGGGCCGUGUGUGUUCUGUCAGAUCGCUCGUUCCUCCACCUCUACGCAACUCCUUCACUCUGAUGAGAAGGUCGUCGCCUUUCAAGAUAUCAACCCUUCCGCAUUCAGGCAUUAUCUGGUCAUUCCUGUGGAGCACAUUUCAACAGUCAACGAUCUCCAAAGGAGAACGAAUGAUUAUCAAUUGGUGAGCCAUAUGUUGGCCGUGGGACAAAUUCUACUACACAAAGAUGCACCAGACUCGAAGCAUUACCGAUUUGGCUUUCAUCAGCCUCCAUUGAAUAGUGUCAACCAUCUCCAUCUCCAUUGUUUAGCACUUCCCUUCAUACCUGGAUGGAAACAUAUAAAAUACACUUCUCUAGGACCCUUUGGUGGAUUCGUCAAGGCCGAGAAGUUGCUGGAGAAGCUAAAGCCAUAAGCAUCUGACUAGUUGUAAAUAUCAUAGUGUACCAGUGCUGCUGUCGCUUGUAUAGCCAUAACACAAGGCUUUACACACGUUCAAAUUCUUAGUUUGUUUUGACCUGGUUCUUGGAAGCAGUGUGCUUUUGCUAAUUAUCCAGGCAAUUAUUAGUAGGCAUUAAGAAACUCAGUAUUUGAGCUUUGAUCGUGAAACCUUGAAGUUUUGAGUUUUAUUGAAUAUGAGGUCAUUUAUAUCAGGCAUGUGCAGACGUUCUAUCAAUGUUAUUGCAUCUUCCUAUGGUUGCAUUGGCAACUACUUGGGCAGCCUCUGUUUCCUUGGGAUCUGAUCAUGGAACAGAAUAUCUCUACUUUUUGUCACCAUGUUCAGUUCAGGUUAGCCCUGUUCUGGACCAGCUAUUAUUACCCAUGUUUAUAGAAAUUGCUCACCGUGAUUAUAUGUAUUUAAAUGUUGAGGCAAAUCAAAUUGCUAUGUUGUGCUUCA